UCCAGGCCCGGCCAUGGCCCCACCUGGGCGUGAUCGCUGCCGGCUCCCUCUGGGCGUGUGGGUGUUACAAGCCCAAACCUUCUGUGGGAGUCGGGCAGGCUGGCGCCCCGCCCUCCGGGCCGUGCCCUUUCCUCCCAGACUGGUUGUGCAGGAGCGGGCGUGAGUGCAGCCAGCGUGGGUGAGCCCUGGGCCCAGGCCGCUCGCCGCCUCACCUGCAGGGAGGGGCCUCCCAGAAACUGCCUUCCCCGGUGCCCGGCCGCCCCACGGCGCCAGAGCCCUGCUGACCAGCCAGCGAGGACGCCCGCCUGCCACCCACCUGCCCUCCUGCGCCGGCCAAACCCAGCCUGGGCCAGCAUCUGCCUUUACGACCAUGUUCAAGGGGCUGAGCAAAGGCUCCCAGGGGAAGGGGUCCCCCAAGGGCUCCCCAGCCAAGGGGUCGCCCAAGGGGUCCCCCAGCAAGCAUAGCCGAGCUGCCACCCAGGAACUGGCCCUGCUCAUCUCCCGCAUGCAAGCCAAUGCCGACCAGGUGGAGAGGGACAUCCUGGAGACCCAGAAGAGGCUGCAGCAGGACCGGCUGAACAGCGAGCAGAGCCAGGCCCUGCAGCACCAGCAGGAGACGGGCCGCAGCCUGAAGGAGGCCGAGGUGCUGCUCAAGGACCUGUUCCUGGACGUAGACAAGGCCCGGCGGCUCAAGCACCCGCAGGCCGAGGAGAUCGAGAAGGACAUCAAGCAGCUGCACGAGCGGGUGACCCAGGAGUGUGCCGAGUACCGUGCCCUGUACGAGAAGAUGGUGCUGCCGCCUGACGUGGGGCCCAGGGUCGACUGGGCGCGUGUGCUGGAGCAGAAACAGAAGCAGGUCUGCGCGGGCCAGUACGGGCCGGGCAUGGCAGAGCUGGAGCAGCAGGUGGCCGAGCACAACAUCCUGCAGAAGGAGAUCGAGGCCUAUGGGCAGCAGCUGCGGACCCUUGUGGGGCCGGACGCGACCACCAUCCGGAGCCAAUACCGGGACCUACUGAAGGCGGCGUCGUGGCGCGGGCAGAGCCUGGGCAGCCUGUACACGCACCUGCAGGGCUGCACGCGGCAGCUGGGCGCCCUGGCCGAGCAGCAGCGCCGCAUCGUGCAGCAGGACUGGAGCGACCUCAUGGCCGACCCCGCGGGCGUGCGGCGCGAGUACGAGCACUUCAAGCAGCACGAGCUGCUGCGCCAGGAGCAGAGCGUGAACGAGCUGGAAGACGACGGGGAGCGCAUGGUGGAGCUCGGGCACCCUGCGGUGGCGCCCAUCCAGGCCCACCAGGAGGCCCUGAAGAUGGAGUGGCAGAACUUCCUGAACCUGUGCAUCUGCCAGGAGAGCCAGCUGCAGCACGUGGAGGACUACCGCAGGUUCCAGGAAGAGGCCGACUCGGUCAGCCAGACCUUGGCGAAGCUCACCUCCAGCUUGGACACCAAGUACAGCCCUGCCCCUGGGGACCUCUCUGGUGCCCCCACAGAGCUGUUGCGACAGCUGGAGGCAGAGGAGAAGCAGCUGGCCAUCACCGAGAAGGCCAUUGGGGACCUGCAGCGGCACAGCCAGGAGGUGGCCCCUCUGCCACAGCGCAGGAACCCACUCCAGCAGCCCCUCCGGGUGGACAGCAUCUGCGACUGGGACUCAGGAGAAGUGCAGCUGCUGCGGGGGGAGCGGUACACGCUGGUGGACAACGCUGACCCGCACACCUGGGCCGUGCAGGGCCCUGGCGGGGAGACCAAGAGUGCCCCAGCCGCCUGCUUCUGCAUCCCAGCCCCAGACCCUGAAGCCGUGGCCAGGGCCUCCAGGCUGGCCUCAGAGCUGCAGGCCCUGAAGCAGAAACUGGCCAUAGUCCAGAGCCGUCUGAAGGCCAGUGCCACGGAGGCCAUACGGCCUGGCCAGCAGGCACCAGCCGGCUCGGCCUCGGUCGACCCACAGGCCCAGAAGCUGCUGACACAGAUGACCCAGCUGGACGGGGACCUCAGGCAGAUAGAGAGGCAGGUGCUGGCCUGGGCCCGCACCCCGCUGAGCCGCACCUCCCCACUGGAGGACCUGGAGGGCCGCAUCCACAGCCACAAGGGCACGGCCCAGCGCCUGCAGGGCCUGGGCGCCGAGAAGGAGGCAGCCCAGCAGCAGUGCGAGGCGUUUCUGUCGGCACGGCCCGUGGGCCCCGCCGCCCUGCAGCUGCCCGUGGCCCUGAACAGCGUCAAGAACAAGCACAGCGACGUGCAGGUUCUGUGCAGUCUCUACGGGGAGAAAGCCAAGGCUGCCCUGGGGCUGGAGCGGCAGAUCCGGGACUCGGACAGGGUCAUCGGAGGCUUCGAGUCCACCCUGGCGCAGGAGGCGCCCGUCCCUGCCGCCCCCGGGGCGCUGCAGGACAGGGUCAGCCAGCUGCAGCACCAGCGGAGGGAGCUGCUGGGGCAGCAGGCCUGCGUGCUGGGGCUGCACCGCGAGCUGAAGGCCGCCGAGCACGCGUGCGCCGCGCUGCAGAACAACUUCCACGAGUUCUGCCAAGACCUGCCGCGCCAGCAGCGCCAGGUGCGGGCCCUCACCGACCGCUACCACGCCGUGGGGGACCAGCUGGACCUGCGGGAGAAGAUGCUGCAAGAUGUGGGCCUCACCUACCAGCAGUUCAAGAACUGCAGGGACAACCUGAGCUCCUGGCUGGAGCACCUGCCCCACAACCAGGUGCGGCCCAGCGACGGGCCCAGCCAGAUUGCCUACAAGCUGCAAGCAGAGAAGAGGCUGACGCAAGAGAUCCAGAGCCGAGAUCGGGACAGGGCUGUGGCAUCCCGCCUCUCCCAGGACUUGCAGGCAGCUCUGCAAGACUAUGAGCUGCAGGCAGACACCUACCGCUGCUCCUUGGAGCCCAGCCUGGCGGUGUCAGCCCCCAAGAAGCCCCGAGUGGCUCCCCUGCAGGAGAGCAUCCAGGCCCAGGAGAAGGACCUUGCAAAGGCCUAUACUGAGGUCGUGGCGGCACACCAGCAACAGCUACACCAGCUGGAGUUUGCUAGAAAGAUGCUGGAGAAGAAGGAACUCAGUGAGGACAUCCAGGUGACCCACGAUGCAAAGCAGGGGUCUGAGAGCCCAGCCCGGGCAGGGAGGGAGUCAGAGGCCCUGAAGUCCCAGCUGGAGGAGGAGAGGAAGCGGGUGGCCCAGGUGCAGCGCGAGCUGGAGGAGCAGAGAGGCCAGCUGCUGCAGCUGAGGACCCAGCGGCCCCUGGAGAGGCUGGAGGAGAAGGAGGUGGUGGAGUUCUACCGGGACCCCCAGCUGGAGAGCAGCCUGUCCAAGGUGAAGGCCCAGCUGGAGCAGGAGGGCAAGCGGCGGGCCGGGCUGCAGGCAGACCUGGAAGCGGCCGCCCAGAAGGUCGUCCAGCUGGAGAGCAAGAGGAAGACCAUGCAGCCUCAUCUGCUGACCAAGGAGGUCACCCAAAUCGAGAGGGACCCCAGCCUGGACAGCCAGGCAGCCCAGCUCAGCAACAGAAUCCUGCAGGUCCAGGGGGAGGACGCUGUCAUCGUGGCCCGCCUGGAAGAGCUGAAGAAGGAGCUGCUGGCCCUUGAGCAGAGGGAGGUGGACGUGAAGGAGAAGGUUGUGGUGAAAGAGGUGGUCAAGGUGGAGAAGGAUCUGGAAAUGGUCAAGGCAGCCCGGGCUCUGAGGCUGCAGAUAGAGGAGGGUGCUGCAAGGAGGAAGGGGGCAGAGGAGGCUGUGGCCAAGCUGCAGGUGCGCAUCGAAGACCUAGAGCGGGCCAUCAGCUCGGUGGAGCCCAAGGUCAUUGUGAAGGAGGUGAAGAAGGUGGAGCAGGACCCGGGCCUUCUCCAAGAGUCCUCCAGGCUCAGGAGCCUCCUGGAGGAGGAGAGGAAGCGGAGCGCGGCGCUGGCCAGGGAGCUCACGGAGCUGCACAGCAAAUACAGCGCGGUGCAGAAGCAGAGGCCCAAAGUGCAGCUCCAGGAGCGCGUCCACGAGAUCUUCCAGGUGGACCCGGAGACCGAGCGCGAGAUCGUGCGGCUGCGGGCCCAGCUGCAGGAGGCGGCCGGCAGGAGGAGCAGCGUGGAGAAGGAGGUGGAGAGGCUGCUGCCCGACCUGGAAGCCCUGCGGGCGCAGAAGCCCGCGGUGGAGUACAAGGAGGUGACGCAGGAGGUGGUGAAGCACGAGAGGAGCCCGGAGGUGCUGCGCGAGAUCGACCGCCUGAAGGCCCAGCUCAACGAGCUGGUCAACGCGCACGGGCGCUCGCAGGAGCAGCUCAUCCGGCUGCAGGGCGAGCGCGACGAGUGGAAGCGGGAGCGGGCCAAGGUGGAGACCAAGACGGUGAAGAAGGAGGUGGUGCGCCACGAGAAGGACCCGGUCCUGGAGAAGGAGGCGGAGCGGCUCCGCCAGGAGGUGCGGGAGGCGGCCCAGAAGAGGCGGGCCGCCGAGGACGCCGUCUAUGAGCUGCAGAGCAAGUACCUGCUGCUGGAGAGGCGGAAGCCCGAGGAGAAGGUGGUGGUGCAGGAGGUCGUGGUCACCCAGAAGGACCCGAAGCUGCGCGAGGAGCACAGCCGGCUGAGCCGGAGCCUGGACGAGGAGGUGGGGCGGCGGCGGCAGCUGGAGCUGGAGGUGCAGCAGCUGCGGGCCGGCGUGGAGGAGAAGGAGGCGCUGCUCAGCUUCGGCGAGGACCGCGGCAAGAAGCUGGCUCUGGAGAGGGAGCUGCGGCAGCUGACCUUGAGGAUCCAGGAGCUGGAGAAGCGGCCUCCCGCGGUGCAGGAGAAGAUCAUCAUGGAGGAAGUGGUCAAGCUGGAGAAGGACCCGGAGCUGGAGAGGUCCACGGAGGCCCUGCGGCGGGACCUGGACCAGGAGAAGACCCGGGUGGCGGAGCUGCACCGGGAGAGCAAGCACCUGCAGGUGCAGCUCGACGUCCUGCAGAAGACCAAAUCGCAGGAGAAGACCAUCUACAAGGAGGUGAUCCGGGUGCAGAAGGACCGGGCGCUGGAGGACGAGCGGGCCCGCGUGUGGGAGCUGCUCUCCAGGGAGCGCGCGGCCCGGCAGGCCCAGGAGGAGGCGGCGGGGCGCCUGCGGGAGCGGAUCCACAGGGCCGAGGCGCUGGGGAGGACCUGGUCCCGGGAGGAGGCCGAGCUGCAGAAGGCCCGGGACCAGGCGGGCCAGGAGCGCGGGCGGCUGCAGCAGGAGCUGCGGGUGCUGGAGAGGCAGAAGCAGCAGCAGGCACUGCAGCUGCAGGAGGAGUCGAAGCUGCUCAGCCAGAAGACGGAGAGCGAGCGGCAGAAGGCCACCCAGCGGGGCCAGGCGCUCUCGCGGCUCGAGGCAGCCAUCCUCCACGAGAAGGACCAGAUUUACGAGAAGGAGCGAACGCUCCGGGACCUCCACGCCAAGGUGAGCCGGGAGGAGCUCAGCCAGGAGACUCAGACGCGGGAGACCAACCUCUCCACCAAGAUCUGCAUCCUGGAACCUGACACGGGGAAGGACAUGUCCCCGUAUGAGGCCUAUAAGAGGGGCAUCAUCGACCGAGGCCAGUACCUGCAGCUGCAGGAGCUCGAGUGCGACUGGGAGGAGGUCACCACCUCGGGCCCCUGUGGGGAGGAGUCUGUGCUGCUGGACCGCAAGAGUGGGAAGCAGUACUCCAUCGAGGCCGCCCUCCGCUGCCGGCGCAUCUCCAAGGAGGAGUACCACCUGUACAAGGACGGCCACCUGCCCAUCUCCGAGUUCGCCCUGCUUGUGGCCGGGGAGACCAAGCCCUGCUCCUCGCUCUCCAUCGGCUCCAUCAUCUCCAAGUCCCCGCUCACCUCCCCAGCCCCGCAGAGCACCGGUUUCUUCUCUCCCAGCUUCACUCUGGGGCUGGGCGAUGACAGCUUCCCCAUCGCCGGGGUCUAUGACACAACCACAGACAACAAGUGCAGCAUCAAGACGGCCGUGGCCAAGAACAUGCUGGACCCCAUCACCGGGCAGAAGCUGCUGGAGGCCCAGGCGGCCACAGGGGGCAUCGUGGACCUCCUGAGCCGCGAGCGCUACUCCGUGCACAAGGCCGUGGAGCGGGGCCUGAUCGACAACGUCUCCACGCAGCGGCUGCUCAACGCCCAGAAGGCCUUCACCGGCAUCGAGGACCCCGUCACCAAGAAGAGGCUGUCGGUGGGCGAGGCCAUCCAGAAGGGCUGGAUGCCCGCGGAGAGCGCGCUCCCGCACCUGCAGGCGCAGCACCUCACCGGGGGGCUCAUCGACCCCAAGAGGACCGGCCGCAUCCCUGUCCCGCAGGCUCUGCUCUCCGGAAUGAUCAGCGAGGAGCUGGCCCGGCUCCUGCAGGACGAGUCCAGCUACGAGAAGGAUCUGACAGACCCCAUCUCCAAGGAACGGCUGAGCUACAAGGAGGCCAUGGGCCGCUGCAGGAAAGACCCGGUGAGCGGCCUGCUGCUCCUCCCCGCGGCGCUGGAGGGGUACCGCUGCUGCUACCGCGCGGCCUCCCCCACCGUCCCACGCUCCCUUCGCUGACGCUGGCGCUGGCCGGGGCAGUGUGUGUGCUGGGGGUGGGGUGCACAGACCCCUCACCCCCAGAGCAGCCUAAUCCCAAGCAGUGGGUCUCCCCUCUGCCCAACUGCCGUUUUGUUAUUUUAUUACUCAUCUGUGGUGUUGGCCUCCCCCAGCCUUGGUGCCUGACCCACCCCCAGACCAGGAGAGCAGCAGCUCGGGUUGUCCUCCCCCUCCCCCACCCAGUGAUCCCAAUAAACGGAUUCUCCCUGG
Molecule: messenger RNA, 6724 nt
Organism: Microcebus murinus (gray mouse lemur)
Lineage: Eukaryota; Metazoa; Chordata; Mammalia; Primates; Cheirogaleidae
Gene: EVPL
Product: envoplakin
Biological process (GO): wound healing; intermediate filament cytoskeleton organization
Cellular component (GO): cytoskeleton; cytoplasm; membrane
Molecular function (GO): cadherin binding; structural molecule activity
Source: RefSeq, a predicted model, not a curated record